Messenger RNA from Lytechinus variegatus (green sea urchin), 585 nucleotides. RefSeq lists its product as uncharacterized. NCBI's taxonomy places the organism in Eukaryota, Metazoa, Echinodermata, Echinoidea, Temnopleuroida, Toxopneustidae. Bases 1 to 585 code for a protein of 194 amino acids. The transcript has 5 exons. The record is from RefSeq and is a predicted model, not a curated record.
AUGUGUGUUGAUGAAAUCGAACUUGAAGUUGGAGAUUCUUAUAUCUUCGAUUACACGUCAGUUUCUCCAUCCAAUUCAAGCGAUCACACUAUCGCCAACUACACAGGGCCAUGUUUCAGUGCAACCGACAUCCCAGCUAAUGUGCCCCUGAAGUUACUCAGUAUAUUCAUCACCAUCUCAGAUGAGAACACGGGGGAGGGAAUCUACUUCAAGCCCGUAUGCAAUCAACUGGUCCUCUAUGACCAAUCACUUGUAAAUUUGUAUGACGUCAUGCGGUUUAUCAGCGAUCAGGUCCCAUUGGACAUUAGUGUUGUGUUAGAUCCUUCUACCAAGAGCAUAAUGACAUUAAACAAUAUAACAAACCGAAUUGGAUACCAGUGGACACCGUUCAACGUUAAGACCAAAAAGACACUCCCAAGGGAUCUCUGGGGGAUCUCACCUUCUGACGGUGAUCAGAUUCGUUUUGACUUCGUCAAUGUCGGUGGUGACGACAUUCAUCAACAGAAAUCUGGAGUUAAGAGUCUUAAGACCACAAUGUCUGUCCUCUUGUUCCUCUCAUCAAUCUUUCUAUCUCUCUACAUGUAG